Molecule: messenger RNA, 2178 nt
Organism: Ruditapes philippinarum (Manila clam)
Lineage: Eukaryota; Metazoa; Mollusca; Bivalvia; Venerida; Veneridae
Exons: 6
Coding region: 71-979 (302 amino acids)
Source: RefSeq, a predicted model, not a curated record
UAGUCUCACUCCACAGGAUUUAUCCGGAUUCAUCGUGACAGAAAUUCACCGUUUAAAAAAUACCAGUGAGAUGGCAUCCGAAGAAAACGUUCGAAUUUUAAACAUUAAGCAAUUAGCAGAUACGUCGAGAAUACCGGCUGUUGAAUUGUCAAAGAAAAUGCAGAAAACUAUGCUACAAUUGAAAGGCGAGUUUAUACUGGAAGAUGGGAAAGGUGUUGACUAUGUGAGGAUGAAAGGGAGUCAACUGUUUCAUGAUUAUAAGGAUAGUUUGGCUCCCCAGCUUCAAAAUGUUUCUCUUGAUGACAUCUCUGGGGAUGAGAAAAAGGCUUUCUUUAUAAAUGUGUACAAUGCUUUAACUAUCCAUGGCCUUGUUGAACAGUCUGAGUUACCACAGUCAGUACUUAAAGUUCAACAUUUUUGGAAAACUACGCAGUACAACAUUGGAGGAUUAAAUUACAGUCUAGAUGACAUAGAACAUGGUAUACUUAGAGGUAAUAGAGGUCAUCCUGCUUCAAUAAACCCGCAAUUUAAAGCUGGUGAUCCAAGACUCAAGUAUGUUGUCAAUGAACUGGAUCCAAGGAUACAUUUUGCUCUUGUUUGUGGUGCCAAGUCUUGUCCAGCAAUAAAUGUUUAUUCUGGCGGAAAUAUAGAUAAAGCACUAGAUGGAGCUACCCGUAGUUUCUGUGCACAGGAAGUGUCCAUGUUCACUGAGGUAGAUGAAAUCUGGUUGUCAAGAAUUUUUCAAUGGUAUUCUCAAGACUUUGGUAACACAGACCUGGAUGUCAUCAAGUGGAUAGUGCCAUACCUCGACAAAAAAGUGCAGGAACGUGCAGAAAUACUCUUGUUCAAAUUAGACAAAAUCAAACCAAUUGACAUUAAGUAUAACGAAUAUGAUUGGGGAUUGAAUGGACCCAAACCAAAGUAUGACCCAACAGAAAUUCACCCAAAUGAUUUGAUGGAAAUGGAAAACAAAAUGUAAUUUCUCCAUCUGAAAUAGAAUGUUUAUGGUACUUUCCAUAAUACCAUUAAAAUGAAGAGUUACCUGAUAUUAAUUAUAGGCAGAGAAAGCUAUUUGUAGUUCUGUAUUAAUCCUCCGAUUUUCUGCUUCCAGCUACCUUGUUUUGAUAACAUGAAAUGUGAAGUCAUAACUGAUCAGCUUUUGCACAUUCUUGUGUUCUGCUAGGGGUUAUGAUUUUGGACUUUUUUGGUUCUUGGCUGUUAACUUAUAUUGGUCACAUGAUGAUUAUAUACAACUGUAUUAAUAAAUUUUGAUUACAUGCCAAUUCUAUAUUACAUUGAAUAUUACAAUAAUAUUACUGAGGAAAAUUAUUGACUAGUAUAUUUUGUAACCAGUUGUUAUAAACAGAGACCAAUAUUUACUUAAGCUCACGUUAAAAUACAUUGACAUAAAUCAUUGUGAUAUAAUUUUUUCCUUGGUUUUUAAUUUAUUUGGCAUUAAUGCAGUGAUUGCUACCUCAUACCUGUUUUGUGUUAGAAAUGUUAGAACAACUCUUUGUCAUAAAUAAGUAUUUUACUUCACUGUUUCCUGUUUUAUGCCUCCAGAUUGGGAAAGCAUAUUGUUGUGAUCUUUGUGUUUGUCUUGACCAUAACACAGAAAUCCUUUCACCUACAUAGGUGGCUAGAAUCUUCCUGCAUGACACCCUUAAUGGUCACAGGGUCACAGGUCAAGAUCACUAGGUCAAGGCCACUUGGACAUGUUCAUUUUCAGUUUGUCUGUUUUGAAAAAAAGUCAAGCAAUAAUGAUUGCUGCAUUAUUGUCAUGCAAAAACCAAUGUAGCCCAUUAUUCAAACAUUUUAAAAGUUAUUAACAUGAAUCUUGGAGUACUUGUUUAUCUUGACAAUGUGUAGUUGUUAGACAAGGGGCAUAAUUCUGAAAGCUGUAUUUUUGGAGUAAUGCCCCUAAUGAUUAUUUUUUGUGAAAAGUGAUUAUUUCAACAGAAGAAAGAUAACACUGCUCGUAGGGCUAUUGUUAGAAGCUUUUAUAGAUUUAAUAAACUGUUUUUACUGAAGAACAUUCAUUUUCCAAUUAAUACCAGUUCAUUUAAUAUCCACAUAUUAUAGAAUUAUUAUGAUACAGUUAGUUCUUUGAAGGUAGUAAGAAUAAUGAAAUAUAGGGGUGUCACAUUUAUCCAAUUUUUAUGCCCCCGCCAUGUAAUG